AUGCUGGUGGUCCUCACGGGACGGGAGCCACUCUCGGAAACUGCUGGAGAGAGCUGGAAGAUCACUCCGUGGGCAGCGGAGUGCAUAUCCUCGAAUGACGUGGGGAGCCUCAUGGACCCCACCAUGGACGCCCCUGCUGAAGCUGUGCUGCGUGUGGCUCAGAUCGCCCUCGCCUGCACUGGAGAGCGCACUGCAGACCGCCCAAGCAUGCUGCAGGUUGCCAACGAGCUCCAGGCCAUCCGGGAGGCGGUGGGGGGGAAAGAGGUGUUGGGUGCGGCUGUCAAGGUGGAUGCGCAGGUGCAGGAGAUGAAAGAUGUUGUCGCGGGUGUCGCAAGCCUUGACACGGAAAUUAUGAAGAUUGGAGAGCAGAUUUCAGGAUAA
Closterium sp. NIES-65 is the source of this 381-nucleotide messenger RNA. The record is from the annotation of a GenBank genome assembly. Lineage: Eukaryota; Viridiplantae; Streptophyta; Zygnematophyceae; Desmidiales; Closteriaceae.